Fundulus heteroclitus (mummichog) is the source of this 3446-nucleotide messenger RNA. It is a transcript of the gene slc7a10a, whose product is annotated as solute carrier family 7 member 10a. The record is from RefSeq and is a predicted model, not a curated record. The transcript is spliced from 12 exons. Gene Ontology annotation, molecular function: neutral L-amino acid transmembrane transporter activity; L-amino acid transmembrane transporter activity. Gene Ontology annotation, cellular component: membrane. Gene Ontology annotation, biological process: amino acid transmembrane transport; D-serine transmembrane transport; D-alanine transmembrane transport. Bases 176 to 1804 code for a protein of 542 amino acids. Lineage: Eukaryota; Metazoa; Chordata; Actinopteri; Cyprinodontiformes; Fundulidae.
ACAACGCCGGAGCGACACGAGAAACGGGAGGAGGACCACAAAAAAAAGGCACCGGAAGUCACCUGUUUCCUUCAGGUGAUGUACGCCUCUUGACGGCUCUGAUGCACCGUCCGCCAAUCCCGGCGCACCUCCACAUCAACCUAGCCACCUGAAAGAAAGUUUGGCAUUGUCACGCAUGCGCACGUCCUCCCCCGUGUCCUCCGCUCGAUAUUAUAAGUGCAUCCGGCGGCGUGCAACGUGGUUCAGUCUACAGUAUCUGAACGGGACCGAGGGGAAGAGGAAGCGCACUGGCAAGGCAGAGGGAGAGAUGGAUGACAAAGAGAAGAGGAAGAAGGAUGAAAACGCCAACAACGAUGACAAAGUCACGCUGAAAAAGGAAAUCGGGCUGCUGAGCGCCUGCGCGAUUAUCAUCGGGAACAUCAUCGGCUCGGGGAUCUUCAUCUCGCCCAAAGGAGUGCUGGAGCAUGCAGGCUCAGUGGGACUGUCUCUCAUCGUCUGGGUUUGUGGAGGAGGGAUCUGUGCCCUUGGGUCAUUGUGCUACGCUGAGCUGGGCGUCACCAUCCCAAAAUCUGGAGGAGACUAUUCUUAUGUGACCGAGAUAUUUGGAGGGCUCGUAGGCUUCCUGUUGCUAUGGAGCGCUGUUCUCAUCAUGUAUCCAACCACGCUGGCCGUCAUUGCCCUCACCUUCUCCAAUUACGUCUUGCAGCCGGUCUUCCAGAACUGCGAGGCUCCGUUCAUCGCCAUCAGACUGCUCGCCACCAUCUGCGUCUUGUUCCUGACCUGGGUGAACUGCUCCAGUGUCCGCUGGGCGACGAGGAUUCAGGAUAUCUUCACUGUAGGAAAGCUUCUCGCUCUGGUGCUCAUCAUCGUGGUCGGACUGGUCCAGAUCUUCAAAGGUCACUACGAUGCGCUGCGACCCAGCGUGGCCUUUGAAUUCAGCCAGGACCCCUCGUUCGGCCAGAUCGCUCUGGCCUUCCUGCAGGCCUCCUUCGCCUACAGCGGCUGGAACUUCCUCAACUAUGUGACGGAGGAAGUGGUGGAGCCCCGCAAGAACCUGCCCCUCGCCAUCUACAUCUCCAUCCCUCUGGUGACCCUGGUCUACACCAUGACUAACAUCGCCUACUUCUCCUCCAUGACCCCAGAGGAGCUGCUCACCUCUAAUGCCGUGGCAGUGACAUUUGGGGAAAAGCUGCUGGGCAUGUUUUCCUGGGUGAUGCCCAUCUCUGUAGCGCUGUCCACAUUUGGAGGGAUCAACGGAUAUUUGUUCACCUCCUCCAGAUUAUGUUUCUCAGGAGCCAGAGAGGGCCACCUGCCACACCUCCUGGCCAUGAUCCACCUUAAAAACUGCACCCCCAUCCCUGCCCUGCUUGUCUGCUGCUUGGCCACUGUACUCAUCCUGUGUCUUGGAGAGACGCACAACCUGAUCAAUUACGUGUCCUUCAUCAACUACCUGUCCUACGGGGUCACCAUCGCCGGCCUGCUUUACCUGCGCAAGAAGAGACCCAACCUGGCCAGACCCAUUAAGGUAAACCUGCUGGUGCCCAUCACCUACUUGCUCUUCUGGGCCGUAUUGCUGUUCUGCAGUUUGUACUCGGAGCCGGUGGUUUGUGGCCUCGGCAUGGUCAUCAUGCUGACUGGCGUCCCCGUUUACUUUGUGGGGGUUCAGUGGAAAGAGAAACCCAAGUGGAUUUACAUACUGCUCGAAAGGGUGACGUACAUGGGCCAGAAGCUGUGUUACGUUGUGUUCCCACAGGAAGACUCGUCCUCAGAGACUGAACCCCUCACUGCCAAAGCCAUUGACUGAGCGGUGACGGCAGCUAGGCCACUCCAUUUAUGCAACCACGCCUGCACUUUCAGUUUUUGGUGUUAGAUUUUUUUCCAAUUGUUUGCUCCAUGAACUGUGAGCCGCCGCUGUCAUUUCUUUUUUCUUGUACCCGUUUCCUGAAUGCAGCCGGGACGGAGAAACAUGAAAAAGGCCGAAGUUUUUAAGACGAAUACGCGCGCCGUUUCUGCACUUAGCCAUAUUUUUAUUGCUACUGCUGCCUUCAGCACGGUUUCUCUAAUUGCUCUUAGUUUUGUUAUUGCUUUCCUGUCAGUCUUCCCCCUGUCGCCUCAGUAUCGGGUCAUUCUUUUCUCUCCAUUCAUUUCAUCUUCAGUCUGUCGCAACUAUUCUCCGAGAGAUGCCAUACGUGCCUUGUUGGUGUUGAUUUUUUUAAAAUUAUAUAUCUCUCCUAGCAAAAAAAAGAAGGAAAAAAAAACUUGAGAGACCUGAGGAUGGUGAGAAGCUUAGGUGGAUAAACUGGAUAAAUGAAUAUUUCAGAGUUUAACCGUAAAAUGUUUCCUGAGUCAGGCACUGGAAAGUUUCUUCAGACAUUUUUCCUCCCAGCUGGGAACUUUCUAAAGGUGCUCACCUUUCCCAAGAUGUUGUCAGACGUCUGAAUUCAGCCUUCUUGUUACCGUACUCACCACAGAGCAUAUCAUUAGCUGCGUCAGACUCUCAGAUACACAGAUCUUCACGUGCAUCGUCCCCCCCCAGCCCCUCAACUUCUCAUAAAUCUGCCAACUAACUAAUGUUACUGAUGACAUCUUAUGCUUGUACAGAUCUUAGUGCUCUUGAUGUACUAAAAGUUGAAUUUGUGUUGUCAGGUUUUCACAUCCUACAGCCAGAUGAUGGCACAGCUCAGUGUUCAGAUUGUUGGAAGUGGACUUGUGAGCGUUUAUCAACGGUAGUUUCCUCCAACCUCGGGAUCCCACAUUAUAUAAACCCUCCACAGUUUAGCAACAGACCUUCCAGUUUCUCAGCCAAACAGCGUGGCCAGUAACCCCGUUGUCUUAUAUUGCAAAAAGUGUCCUAAAACACUGGCUUGUGUCUCAUGAGCUAGUAGUCUUCCAUCGCUCAGGAUUUUUUUUUUUUCACUUUUCUACAAACUCUGCAAUGUCGCAUCUUUAUUUAGUACAGGUGAGGCAACUAGAACUGAUAACUUCGUAGAACCAGCACUACAAAAUAUUUCAAACUAUCCCUUUGAAGUCUUUAGGGAUCUGACUGCCGUCGUUAUUAUGUCAGUGCCAUGACCUUUAAAGGAACGGUAACUGACUGAGGAGAUGUUGUUUUGUCUCUGAAAGGCAUAUGGUGCAAAGACAACAGAACAAAUGAAGUGUGGGGCUCUGGCCUUGUUCAGCGGGAUGUAAACCAGAGAGGUUGGUGCGGGAAUUGAACUCGUGGUGCUUAGCGAAGGCCAUAUAUAAGUCCAGACACGGUUAUUUUUGCCAUUUGUAAAUUCUGUGUAAAAGAACAUGAGCCAAGGACUCCUGCAAGAAUACAUUCCUCAGACGUGUUGAGAUAUCGUCACACGCUACAUAAUGGAUGUGUGUAUCCGUGGCUUGUAAAAACAUGUAAAGUUGUACAAUAACAAUGAAAGUGUUAUUAAAUAUAACAGCUUAUAGAA